UACCCUCCGCCCUCGAGGGAAGCUGGUCUACUUCCUCCCAUUUUUUAUCUAAAGGAAGUGCCAAUAAGCAGCAAUGGGCAAGAAUGUGAACAACUUUUCCACUGGUUGAUAGCAGUGGCUCACACAGCACUGCAGAACCCUAAAAAGGACCCAGGAGGGGAACGCUCAGUAGAACCACCAUGAAGACCGUUAGGAUAGCCCUUCUCAUCCUCCUCCUAACCCUGCUCCAGCUCCUCACUACAGCAACUCAGACACCCGACACAAGUGUUCGUCCUCCCACUACAUCUGUCCCUACAACAAUUGCUGCUGCCACCACUGCUGUGACCACACCCAAGACAGAGGAGAAAUCUGUCACAGUAACUGCCACGCCAAAACCUGCACCAACAUCAGAAAAGACAAAGAAUUCAUCCCCACCCCCACUCUCAGUGCAUUCCACAUCUCCACCUGCUAAGGAUGAUGAAAAAGGGGCAGCGAGCCAGGCCACAACAACUGUUACCACCAGUCACCCACCCCAAGAUAUGACCACAGUUCAGCCUACACCAAACCUUCACUUGCAAGAAAAAGGGGCAGCGAGCCAGGCCACAACAACUGUUACCACCAGUCACCCACCCCAAGAUAUGACCACAGUUCAGCCUACACCAAACCUUCACUUGCAAGUUAUUCAGACAACUGCACAGAGACUUUCACCAGGAUCCUUGACCACCUCCAGACCAGAAGAGAAAGAAAAUAAGCUGCUGUGGAUUCUUUUGCCAGUCCUGGGAGUUGUGGUGGCUGCUGUCAUCUUCGUUCUCAGAUUUAAAUGCAUGAAGGUCCACGAUCACACAGAGGCAACUGAUAAUGGAACAGAAAAUGCCUCUUUCCAGAGCAGGCCGGACAGCACCAAAGAUGGUGUCAUGCUUCUCGGGGUGAAGUCCUCAGGUGCUGCUGCAAGAUAAAAAGGAUGCCGUCCCAUUCUAUAGGACCAAUGGAUGAGGCCAAGCUCUCACAACCCGAAAAAUGGUCCAGACGUUCAACUAUCUAAAAAUGAUGGACAAUCAAAUAUGGCGUAUUAGAAUCCCAAAAGCUAAGUGGGCACAUUCUUAUACUGUAUAGUGUGGAAAGAAGAUUGGUGUGGAGUAUUGUAGGAUAUGGGACUCUUAACUGAACGUGUCUCCUAGAAAAUGUUCACUAAGAUACUAUAUAUCAUUUAAAAAAUAUGUACUUCACUGUUUUGUGUAUUCUUAAUUGGAUGGUAAUUUAGCCAAUGAGGAUCUGUGAUCUCAAUUUAAUCAAGACUAACAUCCAGACAUUUCAUUCAGGAAAACAAUGCUGGAUGCUGAAUUAAUGUGAAUAAAUUAACCCAAAAGCUAGUUGUCUGUGUGCAAGAGGCUUGUUUGUCUCAUCUCUGUAUUCAAGAUACUGAUUUUGAUUUUAUAUCACCCAAACAUGUAUGAACUCCAAAUGCACUGAACCUGAAUUCAGCACACAAUUCCUUGAUUCAAACCAGUUAGUGAGCAGUACACAUGAUUAAGUGUUUGUAUGCUUUAAAUCUGUUGUAAUAAAUUAUUUAGCUUUCAGUGUAAAUGCCAGGAUUGUCAAGAUUAGCUAUUUUGCCGGUAUGUUUCCUGCUUUUGAACCAGUUAUAGUGUAUAUUUGAGCAAAUAAUAAGACUUCCCACUGGUCAAAGAUGAUUUUAAUUUCUCAAAUAAAGAAGAGCAGUUAUUUGA
This is a messenger RNA of Coregonus clupeaformis (lake whitefish), 1706 nucleotides long. RefSeq names its product mucin-13. NCBI's taxonomy places the organism in Eukaryota, Metazoa, Chordata, Actinopteri, Salmoniformes, Salmonidae. The coding region runs from base 180 to 935 and encodes 251 amino acids. The record is from RefSeq and is a predicted model, not a curated record. The transcript has 10 exons.